AGUAGUACCAUUGCCAUUUCUUACCAUCUCUUUCUCUCAUCAUCAAUCAUCAAUCAUCUAAAAGAAAGAAAAAAAGCCCUAAAUUUCAUUUUCUUGUAAGCUUUUCUUAGUUACUCUCCAUUCCCAUUUCAACAGCUUCCCCAUCUCUAUUUCUCCAUGGAUUCUGACAUAAUGAACAUGAUGCAACAAAUGGAGAAGCUUCCUGAGUUCUGUAACACAAACCCCUCUUUCAUCGACCACAACAACAACAAUAACACUUACCCUUUUCUGUUCAACUCAAACCACAACCAUCCUGACUCAAUGACCUAUGAACCCGGUUUCCGGUACGGUUCCGGAUUACUCACAAACCCUUCUUCUCUCUCUCCCAACACAGCUUACUCUUCCGUUCUGCACGACAAAAGAAACAAUAGCGCGAACAUGGCAGCUAUGCGAGAGAUGAUCUUUCGUAUCGCCGUGAUGCAACCGAUACAUAUCGAUCCCGAGGCUGUAAAGCCACCUAAGAGGAGGAACGUGAGGAUCUCUAAAGAUCCACAGAGUGUGGCUGCUCGGCACCGAAGGGAAAGGAUAAGCGAGAGGAUCCGUAUUUUGCAACGGCUUGUUCCUGGUGGAACCAAGAUGGAUACGGCUUCCAUGCUCGACGAAGCUAUUCAUUACGUGAAGUUUCUAAAGAAACAAGUGCAAUCCCUGGAGGGGCAAGCCGUGGUUAACAGCGGGGGAGGAGGUAGGGUGUUGGUCGGCGGUGGUGGAGUCACGGGGGCGGUGAGUGGUGGUGGCGGCGGAGGAGUGGUUAUGAAAGGGUGUGGAACAAUGGGGACUCAUCAGAUGGUGGGCAAUGCACAGAUUCUUAGAUGAUGAUUAUUUUUAAUUUUACUAUUAUUAUAUUGAUGUUGAAGAAAGAAGAAAAAAAAUGAUUCUAGGGACGGUACAAUUAAUUUCAAAUAUAAAAAAAUGGAACUAUUAAGAGUCUUUUGACCUUAUUCUUCCUGUUUUAGGCUAUGUAUGUGAUGGUUCUAAUGUCAGACUCUCCAUGGUUUUGGAGUGGGUUGUAAAUUAGAAACUACUAUCAAUAUAUCUUAUCUUUGUUAAUGAAAU
This is a messenger RNA of Brassica oleracea var. oleracea, 1092 nucleotides long. Its product is annotated as transcription factor HEC1-like. Gene Ontology annotation, molecular function: DNA-binding transcription factor activity; protein dimerization activity. The coding region runs from base 157 to 852 and encodes 231 amino acids. The record is from RefSeq and is a predicted model, not a curated record. NCBI's taxonomy places the organism in Eukaryota, Viridiplantae, Streptophyta, Magnoliopsida, Brassicales, Brassicaceae. The transcript has a single exon. Gene Ontology annotation, biological process: regulation of DNA-templated transcription.